Macadamia integrifolia is the source of this 567-nucleotide messenger RNA. RefSeq lists its product as uncharacterized. Bases 1 to 567 code for a protein of 188 amino acids. The transcript has 3 exons. The record is from RefSeq and is a predicted model, not a curated record. NCBI's taxonomy places the organism in Eukaryota, Viridiplantae, Streptophyta, Magnoliopsida, Proteales, Proteaceae.
AUGAAGGUUCCUUCCAAGUUGGUGAUGACCUGCAAUACCAUCUCGUUCGAUGAUGUUGAGUUUGAGGUUGCUGAAAUCUUGCUACGACUUCCACAGUUGAUAGCCCAAGACAGAGAUGUUCGUGAUUCUCUCUUUCCAUUAUCACAGGGUCGUAAAAGAAAGCGAUCUGCAAUCGUUUCACCUCCUUCUAAUCAUCCUUCGUCUUCGACUCCACCUCUGGAUCCUCAUUCCUGCAACUCCAAACCUAGAAAGAAGAUGACGAAGCAGUAUUUGCUUGAAUUCAUACAGCAAUCGACACAAAAUAUAAGAACACUGAAAAAGGAUACACCAAAGACGACGAAUCGCUAUGAAAUAUUGAAACAUACAAAUUGGAUGCUAAAUCAAAUGAAAAUAGAGGCUUUGAAUUCCAUUCGAAAACCAAUCAUGGCUCCUGCAUUGGAAGAAUUACCCUCUCAAGCUCCACCUGAAGGAGAAAAGGAAGAAGAAGCCUCCGUCGUCGUCAUCGCGUCGGCGCCGGCGUCGGCGUCGGGGUUGUUGAGCAGUCCAGGGUGGAAGUGGGGCGUUUAA